This is a messenger RNA of Aspergillus calidoustus, 1071 nucleotides long. Lineage: Eukaryota; Fungi; Ascomycota; Eurotiomycetes; Eurotiales; Aspergillaceae. The record is from the annotation of a GenBank genome assembly.
AUGACGAUGGUCAUUGAAAACCAGAACCGCCAGUACGGCGGGAUGGGGUUUGACAGUGUGUACCAGCAUAGUGUUCCGCACCACAGUCAACCACCACAAUUCACAGACCCUUGGGCUGCUGCUCACACCACAUCAUCUCACUCGACUCCCCCGGUCUACGCGACUUCGGUGGGCAUCAAGCAAGACGAAGGCAGCCGACCCUCUCACAUCUCCAUGCCAUACUCCAUGUCGGUUUCCGCUCCAUCAAUGGUUGCCGGAAGCAACUAUUCCACGGCCGGCACAUCUACGAGCUAUCCCGCCCCCGAGAUGAUGGGACUCGCUCAUGACAUUCCUCGCACAUCUUUCGAACAAACGCCUGCAUACACCACAGCUCCGUCAAUGAGCAGUUUCGCACCAGGGAGCUAUGCACCAAUCAGCUACGCCUCUCAUGUUCACCAGGACAGCCGCAGAAUGUCCCAUGCUGAUGCUGCCCGUGUUGCUCCAUCGCAACCCACAUCCGGCCCAACAUUCGGCGAUGCGCUUGACGCGAGUCGCGGAAUGGUGGCGCUCAGCCAGGAUUUGACCCCCCGGAAUGUGUAUGGCCCUCGGGGUUCUCGAGGCUCAGGAGAUUCCUACGGGUUCCCCUUGGCCCAUUCCGCUGGGUCAUCGAUCUCAUCUGCGGGCUCAUAUCCAUACUACAGCGCUUCCGUGGCGUCGGUUGAGUCAUCGGUCACCGACUACAGCUCCACGACUUCAGAGUCUUACGAGAAUGGUCAUCUGUCACGAACACUCCCACGCCCGUCGAAUUUGUUGGCCGGUAGUGCUCCCCCGGGGCCCCAGUCAAUGAUGAGCCAAUUUAGCUCAAAGAUGCCGUCCAACACCCAAAAGAAGCACAAGUGCAAGGUGUGUGACAAGCGGUUUACCCGGCCCUCGUCUCUACAGACCCAUAUGUACAGUCACACUGGCGAGAAGCCAUUCGCAUGUGACGUGGAAGGUUGUGGCCGACACUUUUCGGUCGUCUCAAACCUGCGCCGACACAAGAAGGUCCACAAGGGCGGCAAGGAGACUGGCUCGGGCGAUGACGAAGAGUAA